AUGCCCAUCAAGAAACGACAGGCGAUCAAUCCAGCAGUGGUCUUGGUCAGACCCUGCCCCAGAGUAGUGAGGCCUAAGCAUCACGUCAGCAAUCAGCAGAUAAGCGGGCUGACGGCCAGUGAACUCACCCCAGCAGAACAUGAACACGGCCAAAAUCUUAGGGCCAAACUUCUUGACGAGCAGGUUGGCGGGCAUGCCAAAGACGAUGUAGGCGACCGUGAAGAUGGUGACGGCGAUAUUGUAGUCAUUGCCCUUCAUGUGCAGCGACUUGGUCAUGCCCGCGAUCUUGGCGUUGCCGAUGUUGGAGCGGUCGAAGAAGGAGACCAGGAACAGCACCCAGAGGAUGGGCACGACGCGCAGGUCCAGCUUCCAGAGCAGCUUCUUCUCCAGGGCUGGGUCAAUUGGGGCCCGCGGGCUGUCGAGUUUGGAGGAGGAGGAGUCCAUGCCGGAGGAUUCCAGCACCAAGGGCUCAAUGCUGGCGGGUUUGUCGACGGAGGGAGCCAUGAUUGCAGAAAAAAAGAAAGUAUCAAGCGACAAUCACUCAAUGAUAGAUCAUAA
This is a messenger RNA of Rasamsonia emersonii CBS 393.64, 558 nucleotides long. RefSeq lists its product as uncharacterized. Bases 1 to 558 code for a protein of 185 amino acids. The record is from RefSeq and is a predicted model, not a curated record. NCBI's taxonomy places the organism in Eukaryota, Fungi, Ascomycota, Eurotiomycetes, Eurotiales, Trichocomaceae. The transcript has a single exon.